Molecule: messenger RNA, 3800 nt
Organism: Diceros bicornis minor
Lineage: Eukaryota; Metazoa; Chordata; Mammalia; Perissodactyla; Rhinocerotidae
Gene: TEAD3
Product: TEA domain transcription factor 3
Exons: 15
Coding region: 1-2307 (768 amino acids)
Biological process (GO): embryonic organ development; regulation of transcription by RNA polymerase II; hippo signaling
Cellular component (GO): transcription regulator complex
Molecular function (GO): RNA polymerase II cis-regulatory region sequence-specific DNA binding; DNA-binding transcription factor activity, RNA polymerase II-specific
Source: RefSeq, a predicted model, not a curated record
AUGAGGGACGAGGGCCGGGUACCCACAUCCCCAAUAAAGCCGCGUCCUAGGCCCGGCGGAGCGGUGGUUCUUCAGCGCGUGCGGAGAACGAGGCGGCGGGAGGGGUCCGGAGCGCGGGAGAGCGCCGAGGGCGGGCUGGAGGCCUCGCCCCCCACCCGCGCCGCCCAGGCCCCGGGCGCUCCCGCGGCCCCUCCCCCGCGCCCAGCGCCGGUCCUACCGAAACUCGGCGGGCGCGCAGUGUCGAGACGCCCCCCAUGGGGCCCCGGGGAGCCGGGCCGAGAGGGAGGGCCCCGGAGGUCCAGGAAGAGGGGGAAAGGGAGAAAUUCGAGAAACAAGCCUCUCGGGGAGAACCAGACAAACCGGGGAGCCCCGAGGCCCGUGCUCUCCGGCUCCGCCGGGCUCCUCGUGACGCGGCACCCGGGCCCGGGCACCGACGGGAGUCCUGCCCCCGAGGCGGGAGCCCCGCCCUCGGCCCCGCCCAGGCCGGAGCCCCGAAUUCCGGCGGGGUACCGGGGAGGUGGGGUGAGGCCGCCGGUGCAGGGGAGGGUGGCAGCGCCGCACCUGCGGGCCAGGAAGGGGGGCGGCCCCGAGUCGCGAAGCCGCGGGGUGAGCAGCCCGAGCGCCGGUGGGGGCGGCCCCGCGCGGCCCCGCCCCUCCCGGCCGGUGCCCGCCCCCCUGCGCGCCCCGCCCCCUCCUUCCCCGCAGCCCCCACCCCCCGCCCCGGCUCCUCAACACAAACUUUCCGUCCCGCUCGCUCCCUCCUCCGCGCCCGGCGCCUCCCGCUCCAGCCCGGCUCAUUCCGCACAUUCCGGCCAGCCCCCUCCCCACGACCCCCCUUCCCUGGCCCCCCUCUCAGCCCCCUCGGGCCCAGCGGAGCGGCCUGGCCGGAGCGCCCCCCCGAGCUCGGACCAGGUCCGCCCUGGCCUCUGGAUCUUUCUGUUGGCUUCAGGCGCAGGCUGCCCAGUGGGCUCAGGUCCAGAGCCCAGAGCAACCAGCACAAUAGCGUCCAACAGCUGGAACGCCAGCAGCAGCCCCGGGGAGGCCCGGGAAGAUGGGCCCGAGGGCCUGGACAAGGGGCUGGACAAUGACGCGGAGGGCGUGUGGAGCCCGGACAUCGAGCAGAGCUUCCAGGAGGCCCUGGCCAUCUACCCGCCCUGUGGCCGCCGCAAGAUCAUCCUGUCGGACGAGGGCAAGAUGUACGGUCGAAAUGAGUUGAUCGCACGCUAUAUUAAAUUGAGGACGGGGAAGACUCGGACGAGAAAACAGGUGUCCAGCCACAUACAGGUUCUAGCUCGGAAGAAGGUGCGGGAGUACCAGGUUGGCAUCAAGGCCAUGAACCUGGACCAGGUCUCCAAGGACAAAGCCCUCCAGAGCAUGGCGUCCAUGUCCUCCGCCCAGAUCGUCUCCGCCAGCGUCCUCCAGAACAAGUUCAGCCCACCCUCCCCUCUGCCCCAGGCCGUCUUCUCCACGUCCUCACGGUUCUGGAGCAGCCCCCCUCUCCUGGGACAGCAGCCUGGACCCUCGCAGGACAUCAAGCCUUUUGCACAGCCAGCCUACCCCAUCCAGCCGCCCCUGCCGCCGACACUCAGCAGUUACGAGCCCCUGGCCCCGCUCCCCCCAGCUGCUGCCUCUGUGCCUGUGUGGCAAGACCGCACCAUUGCCUCCUCCCGGCUGCGGCUCCUUGAGUAUUCCGCCUUCAUGGAGGUGCAGCGAGACCCUGACACGUACAGCAAACACCUGUUCGUGCACAUCGGCCAGACGAACCCCGCCUUCUCGGACCCGCCCCUGGAGGCAGUGGAUGUGCGUCAGAUCUACGACAAGUUCCCCGAGAAAAAGGGUGGACUGAAGGAGCUCUAUGAGAAGGGGCCCCCUAAUGCCUUCUUCCUCGUCAAGUUCUGGGCCGACCUCAACAGCACCAUCCAGGAGGGCCCGGGAGCCUUCUAUGGGGUCAGCUCCCAGUACAGCUCGGCCGAUAGCAUGACCAUCAGCGUCUCCACCAAGGUGUGCUCCUUUGGCAAGCAGGUGGUGGAGAAGGUAGAGACCGAGUACGCCAGGCUGGAGAAUGGGCGCUUCGUGUACCGCAUCCACCGCUCGCCCAUGUGCGAGUACAUGAUCAACUUCAUCCACAAGCUGAAACACCUGCCCGAGAAGUACAUGAUGAACAGUGUCCUGGAGAACUUCACCAUCCUGCAGGUGGUCACGAGCCGGGACUCCCAGGAGACCCUGCUUGUCAUUGCUUUCGUCUUCGAAGUCUCCACCAGCGAGCACGGGGCCCAGCAUCACGUCUACAAGCUCGUCAAAGACUAAGGUGCCCUCUGCCCCCACCACCAGGAUCCAGGAUGAGCAUCUUUUCUGCAUACCUGCCUGGCACCCCCAGAGGUCCAGGAUUGAGGACUCAUCCACCUGCCAGGCUUCAGGCCCAGGACCCAGGAGGCCUCCCCACCUACCCCCAGCACACACACUCCCUGCCACUGUUCUGCGCUUUAAUUGUGGGAGAAGAAAGGUGGGCUCAGCGGUGGGGCAGCUUGCCCAGGACGCUGAACUAGCAUCACCCAGCUCUGCCCAGCCUUGAAGGAAGGGGAGGACACCUUUGAGCUCAGGCGUGUGUGGCCACCGGCCCCUCGGGGGAGUGUGACAGGCGGGUGAGGGUAGAAUGGAGACUGAGGGAGUUGCAAUGCAGAGGCCCCAGCAAGGAGAGUAUUGAGUUGGGGUUGGGUUGAGAAGAAGAAAGGGGCCCAUGCUUUCUUUGUACCUGCUGUGUGCUGGGUCCCCAAUGUGCCUCGUGCCAUCCUCGGACCCUGCAAGGCACGCGUGGGUCUCGGUGUCUCUGAUGAGGUGCUGAGGCUCCGAGAAGUUGAGGGAUGGGCAGAGUUGGAGUUCUCACCCAGGGCUGCCUGUCCCCAGAACCCAGGUUUACACUACCUCCCUGGAGCGGGGCUGGCCACAAGGGGCUGGAGAGAGGGUCUGCACUGAGGGGCUGGAGCCAGCUGGGUUGGGGGCCCGAACAGAGUGCCUCCUCCCAGAGCCCCUGACACAGGGGAGCAGCUGCUUCUGACUAGGCGGGAAGAGGGGGAGCAGCGGGUACGCGGCACCUGGUGGGCACCCUCUGUCAGCCUGCAAUCCAGCCAGGCCUCAGGAGCUUCCUGUGCCGACCUCCUCCAACAGCCCAGAGCCGGUGCCCGAGCCCCCCAGAAGCCUACUGAUGGGGGAUGGCCCCCAGAGGCAGGCCCAGGCUCAGCCCUAGGCUGGAGGGUCCGGUGGGAAGAUGGAGUCCCACCUCUGGGCAGACCAGUGGCCUGGGGACAAGGAGUAGCAGAAGGCUUUGAUAUUUUCUCUUGCCCAAGACUUGGGUUGGUGAAUCCUUUGCUCCCUGAUGUUCUUCCCCGCCUCAGUCUCUCUGGCCUGGAGCAGUAGCUCCCCAGACCCAGUUCUGGGACUGAAGGUUCACCCUUCCCCUGCUGCCUCUUCCCAACACCCAGGCCCCUCAGCAAGCUCGGCCUGCCCACCAGCCGCCUCUGGGUAUUUAUGAGUUUCAUAUGAAGUACUGUGCCCCUUCCCUUCCUUACCCGCCGCCCUGCCCCUGAGCUUCCCGAAGGUCCUCACAGUUUGCAUUCGCUCAGGCCACGUCCAAACCCAACCUAGGUUUUAUAAUGUAUAUUAUAUAUUUUUUUGUGUAUUUUUUAAAUCCAGCUGUGAUGGGUUAUAUCAUAAAUGUGGCGCGGGGCGGGGGCGGGGGCCCUCAAGGCCCGGCUCCUGCUCAAAAAAAAAAAAAAAAAUUAAAGUUAUUUGUUUGUGGGUUA